UUCCACUCGAGUCGUCGCCGUUUGCGCCACCGCCCGCCGCUCUGGCAGGUGACCAGCGACAACGCCGCUGCAACGACAGGAACACACGCACGUUGGCCUUAGAACCAUAAGUGCAGCAGCGGUGUGCACUUCUUUACACCUCCCACACUGAAAAGAUAACAAAUUAGUGGCAGGAGACACCGCCGGCCGCACCAUCUCAAUUACAUUCUAUUCGCGGCAAGAACCAGUCGAAAAAACAAUUAAGCAGCCAGAGAAAAAGACAGAGACCCCGGAUAAAAUGGACCGGAUAAAGACGAUCAGAAUAGCCGCGGCCGAAUUCAUCGGCACCGCUUUCUUGGUGGGUUUCGGCUGCGCCACCUGCACACAGGCCCUCUCCAAGGAGUCCUGGACCAUCUUCCACGCAGCCCUCGGCUUUGGCCUCAUCAUUGCCUGCAUUGUCCUCGUGAUUGGUCACAUCAGCGGUGCCCACAUCAACCCCGCAAUUAGCGUAGGGGUGGCUGUGCUGCAGGUAAUUUCGCCAAAGAUGCUGCUCGUCUACAUCCCAGCUCAGAUCUGCGGAGGAAUCGCCGGCUAUGGAAUGCUCAAGGCGAUGACCCCUUACGCUAUUCUGGAAGCGGACGGCGGCUCCACCGGUUUCUGCGUGAGUGCGCCAAACCCUGCCAUGACCCUGGCGCACGCUUUCAUGGCCGAGUUCUUCGCCACCGCCCUGCUAAUGUUGCUCGUUUGUGCCAUUUUAGACAAGAACGCCGAUCACCAGACUGUGCCCCUGCAAAUCGGUACCGCCAUCGCCGGUCUCGUCAUCGUCAUUGGACACCGCAGCAGUGCCAGCAUGAACCCGGCGAGGUCUUUGGGACCCGCGUUCUGGAACAACUACUGGGACGACCACUGGCUCUACUGGGUUGCCCCUACUGCCGGUUCAGCGGUGGCCGCACUUUUCUACAGGACAGUUUUCGGCUUCAGGAAGGAAGAAGAGCACCGACCUGAACCCCUCCCCCUGCAUGAUAUCGAAGAGAGGAAAUAAAUAUAGCGUUGCGUCUAUGUAGCCCGAAGGAAUCCAAUGAUAUAUUAUGUGUUCACGUUCAAAACGCAAAGUAAUUCUGGGCUAAUUUUGUAGAAUCUCUUAAUCAAGCAAAAUUGGUGUCCAGUUUUAUGAGGAAAUAUAUUCAGCAGAGUGUGCUGUUGUGUCGAACCAAGUAAAGAUUUUAAAACGUGAAUUAAAACGCCUGUUAUUUACAUAAUUA
Messenger RNA from Cloeon dipterum, 1241 nucleotides. RefSeq names its product aquaporin-like. The coding region runs from base 278 to 1021 and encodes 247 amino acids. Gene Ontology annotation, biological process: transmembrane transport. Gene Ontology annotation, molecular function: channel activity. The transcript is spliced from 7 exons. The record is from RefSeq and is a predicted model, not a curated record. Gene Ontology annotation, cellular component: plasma membrane. NCBI's taxonomy places the organism in Eukaryota, Metazoa, Arthropoda, Insecta, Ephemeroptera, Baetidae.